Scylla paramamosain (green mud crab) is the source of this 827-nucleotide messenger RNA. RefSeq names its product CLIP-associating protein 1-B-like. Bases 16 to 648 code for a protein of 210 amino acids. Lineage: Eukaryota; Metazoa; Arthropoda; Malacostraca; Decapoda; Portunidae. Gene Ontology annotation, molecular function: microtubule binding. The record is from RefSeq and is a predicted model, not a curated record. The transcript is spliced from 5 exons. Gene Ontology annotation, cellular component: cytoplasmic microtubule. Gene Ontology annotation, biological process: microtubule cytoskeleton organization.
CCUGCCUAACUGCGUAUGUCUGUGUUCCAGGUGGCGCUCAACGGUCUGGAGGUGAUGACAUUCCUGGUGGAGCGGAUGAACCACGACUUCAGGCCAUACUUGUCAUCCGUCACCCCUGCCGCUACUGACAGGCUGGGUGACAGCAAGGAUGCCGUGAGGGAGAAGGCACAGAUGCUGCUUUCCUCCAUGAUGGAAAAUGUAGUGCCGCCCAACAGCAUGUUUGAGCGGCUCAUCCCGGCCUUCUCCCACAAGAAUGGCAAGGUGCGGGAGGAGGUGAUGAACUGCCUCCAGAACACCCUCAACAAUCAUGGUGCGUCUUCAGUGACAGUCUCCCGCUUGGUGCCACACAUUGUGAAGCUCCUGUCUGAUCCAACUGCGUUAGUAAGGGACUGCGCCUUCAACACCCUGGUGGAGUGUUACAAGCACUAUGGGGAAAGACUCAGAAUAGACCUGUCCAAGAAACACAAUGUCCCACCAUCCAAGCUUCCAGCGCUGAUGACUCGAUUUGAUGAAGUACGGGAGACUGGGAUUUUGCUGCCAUCUGCCAUAACAGCUUCAGGCUAUGCAGAAGGUAUGUAUGUGCUUCGGGGCGGUUCGGGACUGGGCUUGACGGGGCGAAAGGCGGUAUGUAUGCAUGUAUGUAUUUAGGCCCGUAAAUUCUUCUUCUCUUAUGAUGAAGUGUUGAGGGGAAGCAAGCAUGGUAACCAGAACGAAACGAAGGAGGUGGACGUGAUAUUUGCCCUCAUGAUGUUCUGAUUGCACUCUUAUCAGUUAAGUGUGUGUGUGUGUGUGUGUGUGUGUGUGUGUGUGUGUGUGUGUGUGUGUGU